Molecule: messenger RNA, 354 nt
Organism: Cladophialophora immunda
Lineage: Eukaryota; Fungi; Ascomycota; Eurotiomycetes; Chaetothyriales; Herpotrichiellaceae
Exons: 1
Coding region: 1-354 (117 amino acids)
Source: RefSeq, a predicted model, not a curated record
AUGUCCGCAAACGAGGCCGCAUCUCUCAUCGCCUUCACAGUUGAACGCGACUUCAUCAAUGGCAAAAGAGCCAAUCGUCCAGGGCACGCAGCACUUGCAACCGCGAAGAGUCUCUGCAGCCGUAUAACGUUCCUAGGCCUCGUCUCUAUGAAGCCGCAAACCCAAUACACACCCGUGACGAAAAUGCCAACCGCAACCGCCAGAGUUGGCGACAAGGUCAUCGCCUCCUCGUCCAGCUACCAAACCGUCGAGGGCAACGUGUACUUCCCGCUGUCGACGCUGGCUGACCCGUCGAUGCUGGCGUCGCCCACCACGCACUCGCCUUGCCCUUCUACAGGCAAGGUGAACUAUUAA